AUGGCCGACCUGCGCGUCGCGUACCAAGGCGAGCCCGGCGCGUACUCCGAGCAAGCCGCGCUGCAGUACCUGACCACGGCGGGGCGCGCGGCCUCCGCGGUCCACUUCCUGCCGAGCCCGACCUUCGCCUCGGCCUUCGAGGCCGUCGACUCGGGGCUGGCGGACCGCGCCGUCGUCCCGAUCGAGAACAGCCUCGCCGGCACCAUCCACGGCAACCUGGACCUGCUGCUGCGCUACAGCCGCCUCACUAUCAUUGGCGAGCUGGACUUCCGCGUGCGCCACUGCCUGCUCGCCCUCCCCGGCACCCUCCUGCGCCACGUCAAGGUCGUCCGCUCGCACCCCAUGGCCCUGGCCCAGUGCCAGGGCUACCUGGACAAGGUCGCCCUGGUCUCCGAGGUCGCGCACGAUACCGCCGGCGCCGCCCGCAUCAUUCGGAAGGGCCAGAUCGCACACUCGGCGGCCAUUGCCAGUAAGAGGGCCGCCGAGAUUUAUAACUUGAACAUCCUGGCCGAAGGCAUUGAGGACGACAAGAAAAACUUCACCCGCUUCCUCGUCUUGUCCAAGGAGAAGACCCCGUAUGUGCCCCACCUGCCGUCCAAGACCAGUCUCGUCUUCUCGCUCAUCAACCAGCCGGGCAUCUUGUGCCGCGCGCUGCAGGCCUUUUCCGUCACCGCCAUUGACUUGUCCAAGAUUGAGAGCAGGCAUAUUCAUACCAUCGCCGCCGCCCUGUGCGAAGGGGAGGAGGAGAUGGAUAGGGAGAACAUAGAGAAGAGAUGGGGGUACGUCUUCUACGUCGAUAUGGAGCGCCACACCGAGGAGCCCGCCGUGCAGAAGGCCCUCGCCCUGCUGCAAGAGGUCACCACCUUCUUCAGGGUCUUGGGUUCAUAUCCAAAACAUGUUCCAGAGGUCCAUGAUGUCCACGCAGUUAAGGCAUCAUGA
Chondrus crispus (carragheen) is the source of this 939-nucleotide messenger RNA. RefSeq lists its product as hypothetical. Gene Ontology annotation, cellular component: cytoplasm. NCBI's taxonomy places the organism in Eukaryota, Rhodophyta, Florideophyceae, Gigartinales, Gigartinaceae. The record is from RefSeq and is a predicted model, not a curated record. Gene Ontology annotation, biological process: L-phenylalanine biosynthetic process. Bases 1 to 939 code for a protein of 312 amino acids. Gene Ontology annotation, molecular function: prephenate dehydratase activity; chorismate mutase activity. The transcript has a single exon.